GCACGUUCUUUAACACGUUUUUAUUACUAUCUACAUAUCAACUUUCUAAUAGUAUAGUUCUUUUUUCAUAAGGAACACGUGGGCUUAAUCGUUUAAUUAAUAUUAAUACUGUUUGAUCAUGGAAACUAGCAAUAAAAUACAAUAUUUGAUCGUGGAUACAAGUGCUUUUAUUAAAAAUGCAGCUCUGCAAGAAAUUGGUGUUAAUAUUAUAACCGAGAAGGAUGUGGUUAGCGAGAUUACCAAUAAACGCCAAUUGCGAAGGCUGGUUGUACUUCCAUAUGAUUUAAGUGUUCAAAGUGCAUUUCCAGAAAACAUUAAGUUUGUUACUGAAUUUGCUAAGAAAACGGGUGAUUAUACGAGUUUAUCUGCCACUGAUGUUAAAGUAAUUGCACUUACUUAUCAAUUAGAAAAAGAAAAAGUAGGUACAGAACAUUUGAAGGAAGCUCCGACCAUUGUAAAAACUAUUAACAGUGCAAAACGUAAUAAAAAUCGUUCAAAACCUAUUGUUGGAUUUUAUAUGCCAAAGAAAAAACUAAACAGAACAAAUGAAACUAAAGAUAAAAAAAAUAUAACGCAAAAUGAAGAAGAAGAAGAAGUAUAUAUUGAUUCUAUUCAAGAAUAUCUAGAUCCAAUUGAUACUGUACAAAAUGUGGAUCAACAAAAAAAUGAAGAAAAUGAGAACGUAACAAAAAGUCAAGAAAAUGAGAAAAACAAAAAAGAUGAAGAAUAUCGGGAAUACGAAGAAGACGAAGAAGAUGAAGAUGAGAGAGAAGAUGAACUUUCAUCAGAUGCCACAGAAUCUUCUGAUGAAUAUGUAUCUGAUUAUGAAACAGCAACAUCAGAUAUAGACUAUGACAAAGAUAUUGAAACAGAAGAUUUAGCAGAUAAAUUUUCGAAUCUCAAUUGUGAACCAGCUCAAUUAGAAGUUCAGAGUGAGGAUGGAAAUAUGCAUAAUGUAGACGAUAUUCUCGCACCUAUAUCAGAUGAGAAAGAUAAAGAUGCGUUAGAACAGAUAAGUGAAUUUGAAGACGAAUGUGAUAAUGAUAGUGAUUGGAUCACACCAAGUAACAUUAAAAAUAUGAGGAGACAAAUGGACUCUGAUAUACUUAAGGAAAAAUCAGCUACUGUUGCAUGCUUAACAAUGGAUUUUGCAAUGCAAAAUGUUUUAAUGCAAAUAGGAUUGAAUAUAGCUUCGUUAGAUGGAAGAGUAAUCAAACAAAUGCGAACUUUUAUUUUUAGGUGUUAUGCUUGUUUCAAAACUACCAGCAUAAUGACUAAAAUUUUUUGUCCAAAUUGUGGUAAUAAGACAUUAAAAAAGGUUGCAAUUUCAUUAGAUGACAAUGGAAAACAACAAAUUCAUAUUAAUGCACGAAGACCACUUUCAGCCAAGGGAAAGAGAUUUUCUUUGCCCACACCACAAGGUGGAAAACAUGCAAAUAAUCCAAUACUUUGCGAGGAUCAACCUUUGCCUCAACAACGUGUUUCAAAAUUGGCAAGAACAAAAAAUAAUCCACUAUAUGAAGAUUAUAUAGCAGGAUUUUCUCCAUUCGUUACACGAGAUGUAUAUUCAAAAUCAGCUAUGUUAGGUAUUCGAUCAAAUGGUGGUGUUAAAUAUUGGAUGAAGAGAAAUCCAAAUGAAUCUAGAAGAAAACGAAAAUGAUAUAAGAACAAUUAAUUAUUACUUAUUAAUUAUGUAAAUGUAAUUUAUAUAAAUAUUUUUAAAGAA
Vespula pensylvanica (western yellowjacket) is the source of this 1726-nucleotide messenger RNA. RefSeq names its product RNA-binding protein NOB1. Gene Ontology annotation, biological process: ribosomal small subunit biogenesis; maturation of SSU-rRNA. The coding region runs from base 119 to 1660 and encodes 513 amino acids. NCBI's taxonomy places the organism in Eukaryota, Metazoa, Arthropoda, Insecta, Hymenoptera, Vespidae. The transcript has 6 exons. The record is from RefSeq and is a predicted model, not a curated record. Gene Ontology annotation, molecular function: RNA endonuclease activity. Gene Ontology annotation, cellular component: preribosome, small subunit precursor.